Messenger RNA from Sycon ciliatum, 930 nucleotides. Its product is annotated as RRP15-like protein. Gene Ontology annotation, biological process: maturation of 5.8S rRNA; maturation of LSU-rRNA. NCBI's taxonomy places the organism in Eukaryota, Metazoa, Porifera, Calcarea, Leucosolenida, Sycettidae. The transcript has 7 exons. Bases 85 to 732 code for a protein of 215 amino acids. The record is from RefSeq and is a predicted model, not a curated record. Gene Ontology annotation, cellular component: preribosome, large subunit precursor.
AAGCAGGCACAUAAUUAUUAUGUCGUAUCAAUCACAACAGUUUAGUUUUGGCCUUCGCAAGUAACUUAUUUCUAAUCGAUAACCAUGGACUCCUCAGACGAUUUCUCCGACGAACUUUCUGGUCCUGAAACCCCAUCGGAUGCUUCAUCUGAUUCUGGUCCUGAGACCCCAUCGGAUGCUUCGUCUCAAUCUGGUGCCGAGACUUCCUCAAGUGAAGAUGAAGCCGAUCGCCAUUGCAAAGCAGAAGGCAAUGCUGGGAUGGCCGACGUCAUCUCCAAAAUGCUUGGAAAGGACGCAGAUGGAAGUCAGCCUGUGAUAUUGUCGAAACGUAAAGCAAAGCACAUCGCAGAAUUCAAAGCUGAAGCAAAGAAAAAGAAGCUGGCUGUGGCUACACGGCGUGACUGGGAGGAGAGGCAGCAUACCGUGCCCAACCUAGCCCGCGAUGACCUUGAGCGACGACUCCAUGCAACUGCUACCAAAGGAGUGGUAAAGCUCUUCAACGCCGUCAGUAAGCAACAGAAGAUCAUAAAAGAAAAGCUGGAGGAGGCGCCGACAGAAGCAAAGCGAGAGAAAGUUGUCACGGCGAUCUCAAAGGAUAACUUCUUAGAUAUGCUUCGUGGCGGUAACACUAUGGUGACUGGACCGAUUGCACGAAAGAAGACUCCAGAAGAGAAACCAUCGGUUGAUGAAACGCGGAAAGAAACCCUCAAGUCCAUACAAACAUUGAUGUAAUUAGUAUCUUGACUGCCCAUAACAACCUACUGUCUUUCCUUGCCUGCUACUGUUUUAUAUAACUUUUUAAUCAAACCGUGUACAUAAACAUGAUAGUGCAGUGUAUGAAGCUUCGUACUCCAUAUUCUUUUGUUGACUAACAAUCCAUCAUCAACUUGCCAUGAAACUAGAGUAACACGCAGCUUUUAACUUGCUCCA